Candidula unifasciata is the source of this 1251-nucleotide messenger RNA. Lineage: Eukaryota; Metazoa; Mollusca; Gastropoda; Stylommatophora; Geomitridae. The record is from the annotation of a GenBank genome assembly.
AUGUCUACAACUCUGCUGGCACUCCUACCCAUUCUCAUACCCAUUCUCAUACCCAUUCUCAUACCCAUUCUCAUACCCAUUCUCAUACCCAUUCUCAUACCCAUUCUCAUAACCAUUCUCAUAACCAUUCUCAUACCCAUUCUCAUACCCAUUCUCAUAACCAUUCUCAUAACCAUUCUCAUAACCAUUCUCAUAACCAUUCUCAUACCCAUUCUCAUACCCAUUCUCAUAACCAUUCUCAUACCCAUUCUCAUACCCAUUCUCAUACCCAUUCUCAUAACCAUUCUCAUAACCAUUCUCAUACCCAUUCUCAUACCCAUUCUCAUAACCAUUCUCAUACCCAUUCUCAUAACCAUUCUCAUACCCAUUCUCAUAACCAUUCUCAUACCCAUUCUCAUAACCAUUCUCAUACCCAUUCUCAUACCCAUUCUCAUACCCAUUCUCAUACCCAUUCUCAUACCCAUUCUCAUAACCAUUCUCAUACCCAUUCUCAUAACCAUUCUCAUAACCAUUCUCAUACCCAUUCUCAUACCCAUUCUCAUACCCAUUCUCAUAACCAUUCUCAUACCCAUUCUCAUAACCAUUCUCAUACCCAUUCUCAUAACCAUUCUCAUACCCAUUCUCAUACCCAUUCUCAUAACCAUUUUCAUACCCAUUCUCAUAACCAUUCUCAUACCCAUUCUCAUACCCAUUCUCAUACCCAUUCUCAUACCCAUUCUCAUAACCAUUCUCAUACCCAUUCUCAUACCCAUUCUCAUAACCAUUCUCAUACCCAUUCUCAUAACCAUUCUCAUACCCAUUCUCAUACCCAUUCUCAUAACCAUUCUCAUACCCAUUCUCAUAACCAUUCUCAUACCCAUUCUCAUACCCAUUCUCAUACCCAUUCUCAUAACCAUUCUCAUACCCAUUCUCAUAACCAUUCUCAUACCCAUUCUCAUACCCAUUCUCAUACCCAUUCUCAUACCCAUUCUCAUACCCAUUCUCAUACCCAUUCUCAUACCCAUUCUCAUACCCAUUCUCAUACCCAUUCUCAUACCCAUUCUCAUACCCAUUCUCAUACCCAUUCUCAUACCCAUUCUCAUACCCAUUCUCAUACCCAUUCUCAUACCCAUUCUCAUACCCAUUCUCAUACCCAUUCUCAUACCCAUUCUCAUACCCAUUCUCAUACCCAUUCUCAUAACCAUUCUCAUACCCAUUCCUCACCAGAUUCUAAGCCCUCAAGUAAACAAGCCUGUUGAUCAUCGUAAUUAG